UGUUAGUCAUCUCAUCGUACAAAAUUUGCCCUUUUGCUAUGUCUAAUACAAACUUGCAUGACAUUUUUAAUAAUUUCGAUUAUGUUCCUAAUGAUUAUGAUGAUUUAGAGAGUAUAGCCAUUGCUGAAAGUCUUACGUUAGAGAGUGUUAUAGGGAGCAUUGGAAGCGAUAAUAGUGCAUUAAAUUAUGAUAUAGAAAUGCUCUUUCUUUUUAAUAAUGCCAAUUUUGAAAGAGCAAGAACACUUAUAGAAGAGGACAAAAAUAAUGAUAUAUUUUUAUUAAAAGAUAUUGAUACUGAUACCGAAGUAGAUGUUAAUACAUUAACAAUUUCAAUAUUUGAUUCAGAGUCAACUACAUCGGGAUCAACUGAUGAAAACGAAUAUUUUGUUAUAAACACAACAAACACUAGUGAAUCUUUAUCGGAAUGUCUAAUUUUGAACAUUAAUAAUGACAAUCAGUUUGAAGAUAAUACAAUACAGCAACAAGAAGAUUUGACUGAAUAUAAACGUCAAUGCAGACGUACUACAGAUAAUAAAAAAAAGAUACUAGAAAAUUUAUUUAAUUUUGACUCAUUUUCUGAAGAUAUGGCUGUUGAAGUUUUGAGGCAACUUCAAGAUUUUAGCAAUGAUUGGGAUAUGCAACGUGUUCGAAUAUAUUGGAAUAAUCAUUAUAAGCGGACAUGA
This is a messenger RNA of Funneliformis caledonium, 683 nucleotides long. The record is from the annotation of a GenBank genome assembly. NCBI's taxonomy places the organism in Eukaryota, Fungi, Glomeromycota, Glomeromycetes, Glomerales, Glomeraceae.